GUCGCGCUCCCGCACGUUUAGUAGACACGGAACCCCUUGCGUCUUGCCAAGUGCUUUGGCUUCUUAAGCGGACCGGGAAUCCAGCCGGUCGAUGAGUUCAAUGCGCCCCAGGGAAGCGAGGGGGUGUCGGGAGGAGCCGGGCCCACGAGGACACCGCGCUGUAAGGUGGGCACCAACCUCACGGACAUCGUGGCCCACAGGAAGAUCACCAUCCGGGAGCUGGGCGGGUGCAUGGGCCCCAUCUGGUCCAGUUACUAUGGAGACUGCCGUUCCCUCCUGUUUAUGGUGGACGCCUCCAACCCCACCCAGCUCUCCGCAUCCUGCGCGCAGCUCCUGGGCCUCCUCGCUGCAGAGCCGCUCGCAGAAGCACAGGUCCUGAUCCUCUUCAAUAAAACUGACCUGUCCUGUUACAUGACCGUGGAGGAGAUGAAAUCGUUAAUCAGACUCCCAGACAUCGUUGCUUGUGCCACGCAGACCAUCACCGUGGCCGACAUCAGUGCCCGGACCGGCACGGGCUUGACCGAGGUGCUGCGCUGGCUCCAGGACACACACGGAGCCGGCCGGUGACUACUGGGCGGGGGCGUGGCCGGACCGCCCUAUGGGGCGGAGGCAGAGGGCAACCCAGCUUGGCCCCGAGGCUUGUGCCUAGGAAGAGGAGGACCCAGCGUAAACCUCGAAGGGGGGCUGCAGUGCCGCCGUGCAGUGAUCGAAAGCCGAGGCACCGACGUUGGGAUGAAGACUGUCCAGGGCUGGGGGAGCAGCACCGCUCCAGACCGGAGCACCCGGAGCAGCACGCGGGCAGGGCUCCGGCGGCAGGGAGGGGUCUGGUGGAGCGCGGGUGCCGCUGAGCUCAUGACAUCGGCACGUCCUGGGGUUACGCUUGAACGUACCUCUUUGGGCCACUAUUCCCCCUCCUGUGACUGGUAAGGAGCCGUCUGCCGAGUGUGGUGACACCUCAGGCUGUGCCGUGCUUCUGGCUGCACUGGUUUGCUUCGGCUCUUUGCUGUGCACGGCCCGUGCCACUGCUGGGCGCCACCUCCCAGACGCCACCGAGCAGCCCUGGACGCGGGCCAUCUCCACUCCUCAGUGGGGUCUCCGUUGAUUUCACAGGCAACUUGAGACCCAGAGGACUUUAGCAAAGCCUGGUUAAAGGCGUGAAGUGCUAGGACUCUGGGCUGUAAAUCAUCCAUUCUUCAGCUAAGGGCGACUCCCAGAAGGGGCCGCAGCAGGCAGGAAGCCCCCUUUUUCGCUGUAAACUUCUGAAUUAUGUAAACCACGCUCUCUGUGUUCAAAAAGUGAAUUAAAACAGCAAAGCAAAAGUGGCAACUUAAAGCCUAAAAACACAAACCAUCUUAACUGUAUCCAACUGGUACCCCAACCAGAGAGAACCUACGGUGCCAAUCCAACACCACUGGCCUGUCUGGUUGGAUGAGAAAACUGAAACCUUAAACCUCGUUCUGUACGUUUACGUUAGCACUGUUCAUAUUAGAGCUAUUUUAUGUUUGUUGGAGGAUAAAGUAUAUUUGUGAAACAUUCUCAGUAUAAGAUACAAAGAAAGAAAACAUAAAAUAUUAAAAUUUAAUAGCAAAUAUCAAUACAAACUCAGAAUUUUAGUUACAUGUAUAUACAUUUAAAAAAUUAUAUUCCUAA
Molecule: messenger RNA, 1650 nt
Organism: Eptesicus fuscus (big brown bat)
Lineage: Eukaryota; Metazoa; Chordata; Mammalia; Chiroptera; Vespertilionidae
Gene: ARL16
Product: ADP ribosylation factor like GTPase 16
Exons: 4
Coding region: 232-567 (111 amino acids)
Molecular function (GO): GTP binding; GTPase activity
Source: RefSeq, a predicted model, not a curated record